AUGACGGGGAUGACGGAAGAGUAUCACCAUCACAUGGACGGAAAGCGGGACGACGACGGCGGGGCUGUAGAGUAUAGCGAAGACCUCCGUGACGGGGAUGGCGAUCCUGGGGAGGACGGAUACGAAGACGACGGGUCCGGCGAGCCGUUAGAGCCGGAAAUCGUGGGAGUUCCGACGUAUGACGGGGCGUAUACGCAGUAUAACAUUUAUGGGAAUAUGUUUGAGGUUACUGCGAAGUAUGUGCCGCCUAUUCGGCCAAUCGGUCGUGGAGCCUACGGAAUUGUGUGUUCGGCCAUCAACUCGGAGACUCAGGAGGAGGUGGCGAUCAAGAAGAUUGCGAACGCCUUUGACAACCGGAUCGACGCCAAGAGAACGCUGAGGGAGAUCAAGCUGCUGCGACACAUGGACCACGAGAACGUGGUGGCCAUAAGGGACAUCAUUCCCCCUCCAGCGCGAGAUACAUUCAACGAUGUCUACAUCGUGUAUGAGCUCAUGGACACGGACCUGCAUCAGAUCAUUCGAUCUAACCAGCAACUGACGGAAGAUCACUGCCAGUACUUCCUGUACCAGCUCCUCCGCGGUCUCAAGUACGUGCACAGCGCCAAGGUGCUUCACCGCGACCUCAAGCCCUCCAACCUGCUGCUCAACGCCAACUGCGAUCUCAAGAUCUGUGACUUUGGGCUCGCCAGAUCGGCAGAGGAGAGUGACUACAUGACAGAGUAUGUGGUAACCAGAUGGUACCGCGCUCCAGAGCUGCUGCUCAACAGCAAGGCGUACACGGCAGCCAUCGACCUGUGGUCCGUGGGGUGCAUCUUCAUGGAGCUGCUGAAUCGUGAGCCGCUGUUCCCCGGCAAGGACUAUGUGGACCAGCUGCGCCUCAUCACCUCCAUCAUCGGUUCCCCGGAUGAUUCAGACAUCUCUUUCCUGGAGAGUGACAAUGCCCGUCGCUACGUGCGCUCGCUGCCCUUUGUGCGCAAGCAGCCCCUCGCCGCGCGCUUCCCCAACAUGGCGCCCCUGGCGUUGGAUCUGAUGGAGAGGAUGCUUCUGUUCGACCCCGCCAAGCGCAUCACAGUGGAGGAGAGUCUAGACCACCCCUACCUGGCAAGCCUGCACGACAUCAGCGACGAGCCGGUGUGCCAUGCGCCUUUCACAUUUGACUUUGAGCACCCGGUGCUGCCAGAAGAGACCAUCAAGGACUUGAUAUGGGCCGAAGCCAGGUCUCUCAAUCGCGACUUUUGA
Messenger RNA from Closterium sp. Naga37s-1, 1239 nucleotides. NCBI's taxonomy places the organism in Eukaryota, Viridiplantae, Streptophyta, Zygnematophyceae, Desmidiales, Closteriaceae. The record is from the annotation of a GenBank genome assembly.